Messenger RNA from Lottia gigantea (owl limpet), 843 nucleotides. RefSeq lists its product as hypothetical. The coding region runs from base 1 to 843 and encodes 280 amino acids. Lineage: Eukaryota; Metazoa; Mollusca; Gastropoda; Lottiidae. The record is from RefSeq and is a predicted model, not a curated record. The transcript has a single exon. Gene Ontology annotation, molecular function: hexosyltransferase activity. Gene Ontology annotation, cellular component: membrane.
AUGCCAGUGAAACACCCAACAUUAGUCUAUGAACCAAUAUUUUUAAUGAACCCAUUUCAAGUAUGCUCUGAAAAUACGGUUAAUAUUUUAGUGUACGUACACAGCGCCCAAGACAAUUUACGUAAACGAUUAGCUAUCCACAUAACCUGGGGCUCUAGCGACAAUUUAAACAAAUAUAAAGCAAAAAUUGUCUUUGUGAGUGGAAUGUCUAAUAAUGCCGCUAUUUCUGACAAAUUGAAUAUGGAAAAUAAAAGAUAUGGAGAUAUACUACAGGCAAAUUUUCAUGAUACUUAUAAAAAUUUAACGAUGAAAGCUAAGAGCGCCAUUACUUGGAUUUCAAAAUACUGUAAAAACAUUACGUACGUCCUUAAAACUGAUGAUGAUACAUUUGUCCAUUUGGAGCGUUUACAAAAAUAUAUUGUUACUUUAGAAACCAACUCUAGACCCGUGACAGACUUGCUUGCAGGUAAUAUCUUUAUGAACCAAUUUCUCUUUUGUAACACGAAGUCUAAGUAUUAUAUUUCUAAGGAAGAAUAUCCAUGGGACAAAUGGCCACCAUUUUGUCAAGGAAUGGCGUAUUUCAUGAGUAGGGACGUUGUACGCAAAUUGAAUGAAGGCGUCAAAAAUCCUACAAAAAAUCAGCCAUUUGUGUGGUUAGAUGACGUGUAUAUAACUGGUGUGGUUAUAAACAAUUUGAAAUUAAAGCUCACAAAUUUAACCAUUUCUUACAGACUUAAUGCCGAUUUCAAACAGUUACAACAUAUCAAGUCUUUGAUUUUCUUUCAAACCAAUGAAAUGCACUUGUUGUGGAAAAGGCUACAUAUGUUGUCUCCAACUAAAUAA